Cyprinodon tularosa is the source of this 1097-nucleotide messenger RNA. RefSeq lists its product as uncharacterized. The record is from RefSeq and is a predicted model, not a curated record. The coding region runs from base 97 to 1041 and encodes 314 amino acids. Lineage: Eukaryota; Metazoa; Chordata; Actinopteri; Cyprinodontiformes; Cyprinodontidae. The transcript is spliced from 8 exons.
AAGAAAAGACCCUCGUCUUAUACGUCUCACUGGAGAAUUCUCCUCCAAGAGCACGAAGCUAAUAUAAUCAGUUUCUGAUAAGCUGAAUUAUCAAGAAUGGCGAAACACAAUAUUGGUCUUUUGAUUGCCAUUGUGAUGGCAUUGAUCAUCUUCAUCAUCACCAUGGCCUUCUCUGCUCUGGCGGCUGCAGGAAGUUCCCCCUUCUUGUACGACACCAGCAAUAUUUCUGCCCAGUUCGUUAUCCAGCUCACGCCAUCAGGCUGGACCUUCACAAUCUGGACCAUCAUUUACAUCUUUCUGGCUUUGGUGAUGGUGUAUGGCGUCUCUGGCAUCUUCAGGAAAAAUGCCUAUGGUUAUGUGUACUGCAGCCCUGCAGUUUUACCGCUCGGCUUUUAUGCGUUUUGGUGCUUGAAUCUCAUCUUAAACAUCUCCUGGUUGUUCCUAUGGGACAGGAUGUUCAUGCCUGCUGCGUUGGCUUUCCUCAUCCUAAUCGCGCUGACUAACUACGUAGUGAUAUUUUUCUCCUGCUAUGGUCUGAGCCAGUAUGGAGCCUGGCUCAACAAAUAUCACAGAGUCGACCUGUGGCUCCAUCGACUGCUGAUUCAGAAUGGGAUUGCCAUAUAUGCCACAUGGACAACCAUAGCGUCCCUUGUUAACCUGACCAUCGUUCUAGUGUACAACGCCAAUGUAUCCGACACAGAUGCUGCCACCAUUUCCCUUUCUCUUUUAACUGUGGUGGUGGUUGCAUGGUUUUUCCUGGAAAACUUUAUCCUCGACAGACACGUGAGGUUUGUCCUCACCGUCUAUCCGGUCGUCAUCUGGGCGCUGACGGGCGUCUUUACGGAAAACUACAACGCUGCUGAUCCCACUCGCAACAACAUCUUCAAUGCUGCCCUGUUAGGUGUCGCCUGUUUUCUGUUUGUCACACGGAUACUUCUCGUCUCUUGGAGGCAAAUCAAGAAGCCGCUCUACAAAGACGUAAACCCUGAUGACAUGUCCCCGAUGGAGAUCGCAGAGAAGCAGAACAGGUUUUUAAAGUGAGCUUCUUGAUUGAAUGUUGGAUGCCUUCUUUUAUUUCAAAGUUAAUCCUGUAAUUU